Molecule: messenger RNA, 832 nt
Organism: Ziziphus jujuba (common jujube)
Lineage: Eukaryota; Viridiplantae; Streptophyta; Magnoliopsida; Rosales; Rhamnaceae
Product: (-)-germacrene D synthase-like
Exons: 2
Coding region: 341-832 (163 amino acids)
Molecular function (GO): terpene synthase activity
Source: RefSeq, a predicted model, not a curated record
CGUCCUCUCUCUCUUUCUCCCUCUUGGUUCAUUGGAACUUUUUCCCUUUGGCUGCCCUGCUGCGGACACGCGCCAUAUGGAUAGAGAGCUGGUGGGAAGUCCGACCAGUCGCCUGCAGGACACUGCUGAUCGUCGGCGGACGCGCUCAAAUCGGGCCUCCGUCGCCGGCGACGGCAAGAUCGAUUUUCCGACGAUUCGGCCACCACCCAGUCAAAUUGAUGCUCCUUCCCACCAUUUUUGGACCUCCUGAGCUCAAUUUUGAAGUCCAUUUAGCUCAAUUCACUACUGUUUAGGAGUUUCUUACCAUUUUGAGAAUCAGAUUGAUGAAAUCUUAUAAAAAAUGCACCACUGCUACUCUAAUGGCGUUGUUGAUACAGAGCACGAUGACCUUUAUACCAUUGCUUUUUGGUUUCGCUUGCUUAGGCAACAUGGUUAUUAUAUAUCAUGUGAUGUAUUUAACAAGUUUAAGGACGAAGAAGGAAACUUUAAGGCAUCCUUAGCCAUUGAUGUGUCAGGCUUGCUAAGUUUGUAUGAGGCUGCACACCUUCGUAUACGCGGGGAAGAAAUUCUUGAUGAAGCCAUAGCUUUCACUACCACUCAUCUUGAGUCAAUGGUGAGCAGAAUAAGCCCACACCUCUUGGAAAAGGUCACAUUUGCCCUGAACCGACCCAUUCGUAAAAACUUACCAAGGUUAGAGACAAGGCACUACGUUUCUCUCUAUCCCAAAGAAGAUUUCCACAAUGCAACUUUGUUGAAGUUGGCAGCGUUAGAUUUUAAUGUUUUACAAGCGUUGCAUCAACAGGAGGUGAGCAACAUUACAAGGCAAGCAUGA